Anopheles merus is the source of this 1049-nucleotide messenger RNA. RefSeq lists its product as uncharacterized. Lineage: Eukaryota; Metazoa; Arthropoda; Insecta; Diptera; Culicidae. The transcript has 4 exons. Bases 238 to 984 code for a protein of 248 amino acids. The record is from RefSeq and is a predicted model, not a curated record.
ACAUCACAGCAUCCCGCGCACGCCGUAAGUCUUCUCGUUUGCCUCACACUUUUGUCGCGCUAAGUUCGCCAGUUCCCACCUCAACGACACACAGUCAAACAAGACACACUGUUUUCACUCGCGACGAUUCGGGCCGCGGUCAGUUUCUCUUUGGACGUUCCGGUGCGUGUGCAUCCACGGUUACGGUGCAGAAAUUUCACUUUCGUUCGGUCUCGAGCCGCCCUGCUGAAGCCGAAGAUGACGACGGAGCAGGUGCUAAUGGCGGUUGCGUGCUGCUGCUUACUGCCGGCGUUGUUGCUUAACGUGCACAGUGGUGGUGGUGGGGCUGAUGCUCUUGCCACUGUGGACACUUCCGAUGCAACUGGACAGUCGUUCGGUCACGAUUGGGAACCAUCGUCCGCUGCGGAAUUGCGUGCCGUUCUUCGCUCCUUUGCCCGAUCGAAGGAGGAAGCGGACGCUCCCGAACCGGCAGGCAAGCAGCUGCCCACCUUCUCGUCGGCCCCGCUAGGCUCGGCCACCCCUUGCAAAUGUCUGCACGGUAUCUGUAGCUGUUGUUUGGUUCACCUCUCGUCGGCAGGUGUUUUCAGCAUGAACGGGUGCGCCAACCUGACCUACAUUCCCGAGGACUUUGCCUUUGAGUUUCGCAUGAUCUUCAACAAUCGCGUACUGUCCAAGCGGCGCAUCAGCGGGAAGAACCCGAAACCGAUCUGCGUGCAUCCGCCCCGGUUCGACUUUAUCGAGGUGUGUGCCAACUUCUACGACGUCUACUUUGUCGGACGUAACAUGCACGUGUGCAUGGAGAUGAACGGCAACUUCGAGGGGUACGAGCUGUUUUCGAGAUCGUUCAACUGCCUGCGGAUAGGCGAUAAGGGGGUGAAGCUGAUGAAGCCGGGUGAAACGAUUGGAGGAUCGGUAAAUCCAUCUCUGGAGGCCGAGAUCGAUGCUGGGGACGAUAUCGAAGAUUACGAUGAAGCGGUUGUAUGAGUUGGUGCUGCUGCUGGUGAUGUUCCCACUUCCAGAAUAAAUUAUUUCCGUUGCGCUUGCACGAA